Parastagonospora nodorum SN15 is the source of this 807-nucleotide messenger RNA. RefSeq lists its product as hypothetical. Bases 1 to 807 code for a protein of 268 amino acids. Lineage: Eukaryota; Fungi; Ascomycota; Dothideomycetes; Pleosporales; Phaeosphaeriaceae. The record is from RefSeq and is a predicted model, not a curated record. The transcript has a single exon.
AUGUCCUCGGCCGCCGCCGCCGCUCCAGCUUCAAUGAAGAUCACCAAGCGGCCAUGGGACGCCCGCGGCAAAGCAGACCAUGGCUGGCUGUACUCCUUCCACACUUUCUCCUUCGCAUCCUACUACGACCCGCACCACGAGUCUUUCGGCCCAUUGCGCGUCAUCAACGAGGACCGCGUGCUUCCCGGCACAGGCUUCGGUGCGCAUUCACACGCCGAGUUUCUGAUCUUCAGCUACAUCGUCAACGGCACGCUUGAACACAAAGACAGCAUGGGAAACCUGGAGAACCUGAAGCGCGGCGAGGUGCAGUUCACAUCAGCGGGAACGGGCAUCAGGCACAGCGAGUACAACAGAAACCGCGACGACGAAGUGCACUUCUUGCAGAUUUGGGCCAAGCCGAACCAGCGCGGGCUGAAACCGCACUAUGAGACGAAGAAUUUCUCCGACGAGGAGAAGACAGAUAAACUGUGCAGGAUCAUGGAGUCCACGGAACGUCUGGGAGACAAGAAGCAUGCGAUUGGGCUGCAGGCAGAUCUGUCCAUGGAUGCGUCCAUCUUGAGCCCCGGCAAGAGCGUCAGUCAUGAACUCGUGGCCGAGGGACCGAGAAAGGUCUUUGCGCAAUUGAUCAUGAGCAAAAGGACACAGCCAAAGGAUGGCGGAGCGAGCAUCAAGAUUGGAGAGACAGUACUAGCCGAGGGAGACAGCGCCUACAUCAAUGUCAAUGGACCAGGCAGGGUCGACAUUGAGAGCGUGGGCAACAGGCCCGCUGAGUUCUUGCUAUUUGAUAUGGGUCCCGAGGAGCAGUAA